This is a messenger RNA of Apaloderma vittatum (bar-tailed trogon), 1167 nucleotides long. RefSeq names its product corticotropin-releasing factor receptor 1. Gene Ontology annotation, biological process: adenylate cyclase-activating G protein-coupled receptor signaling pathway; cell surface receptor signaling pathway. Gene Ontology annotation, cellular component: neuron projection; plasma membrane. The record is from RefSeq and is a predicted model, not a curated record. The transcript is spliced from 12 exons. The annotation marks the transcript as partial. Gene Ontology annotation, molecular function: corticotrophin-releasing factor receptor activity; G protein-coupled peptide receptor activity; corticotropin-releasing hormone binding. NCBI's taxonomy places the organism in Eukaryota, Metazoa, Chordata, Aves, Trogoniformes, Trogonidae.
CGUCCUGCCCUCCUCCUCUUCCUCCUCCUGCAGGCGUUUCUCCUCUGGGUUAGCCCAGUUGCAGCCUCCAUCCAAGAGCAGUACUGCGAGAGCCUGCCGCCCGUCACCAACCACACCGGUCCCCAGUGCAACGCCUCGGUGGACCUGAUUGGCACGUGUUGGCCCCGGAGUGCCGUGGGACAGCUGGUAGCUCGUCCCUGCCCCGAAUAUUUCUAUGGCGUGCGGUACAACACCACGAAUAAUGGUUACAGGGAGUGCCUCGCUAACGGGAGCUGGGCAGCACGGGUCAACUAUUCCCAGUGCCAGGAGAUCCUCAGUGAAGAGAAGAAGAGCAAGCUGCACUACCACGUCGCUGUCAUCAUCAACUACCUGGGGCACUGUGUCUCGCUGGGGGCCCUCCUCGUGGCCUUCGUCCUCUUCAUGCGCCUGCGGAGCAUCCGGUGCCUGAGGAACAUCAUCCACUGGAACCUGAUCACAGCCUUCAUCCUGCGCAACGCCACGUGGUUCGUGGUGCAGCUCACCAUGAACCCGGAGGUGCAUGAGAGCAACGUGGCCUGGUGCCGCCUGGUCACUGCUGCCUACAAUUAUUUCCACGUCACCAACUUUUUCUGGAUGUUUGGCGAGGGCUGCUACCUGCACACGGCCAUCGUGCUCACCUACUCCACAGACAAGCUCCGCAAGUGGAUGUUCAUCUGCAUCGGCUGGUGUAUCCCUUUUCCCAUCAUCGUUGCCUGGGCCAUCGGGAAGCUGUACUACGACAACGAGAAGUGCUGGUUUGGGAAGCGAGCGGGAGUUUAUACUGACUACAUUUACCAAGGCCCCAUGAUCCUGGUGCUUCUGAUCAACUUCAUCUUUCUGUUCAACAUCGUCCGAAUCCUCAUGACGAAGCUCCGAGCUUCAACCACGUCGGAGACGAUCCAGUACAGGAAAGCAGUCAAGGCCACGCUGGUGCUGCUGCCCUUGCUGGGAAUCACCUAUAUGCUGUUCUUCGUCAACCCCGGUGAGGAUGAGAUCUCCAGGAUUGUCUUCAUCUACUUCAACUCCUUUCUGGAGUCCUUCCAGGGCUUCUUCGUCUCUGUCUUCUACUGCUUCCUGAACAGUGAGGUGAGCACCAGGGCCCAGGGGGUCCUCGGGGCGAUCUGUACCCUUCCUUGCAGGCAGACCUGA